GAAAUUACACAUUUUGGAGAAACUUCCGAAAUUUUUAGAUUUGAUAAAGCCUAAAAUUAGUCUUAAAGGUUUAUUUAACCGAUUAAUAACUCAAAAUGGGAGUUCCUAAAUUCUAUAGAUGGAUAAGUGAGAGAUAUCCUUGCUUAAGUGAAGUUGUGAAAGAAUAUCAGAUACCAGAAUUUGAUAAUUUAUAUUUGGAUAUGAAUGGAAUAAUACACAAUUGCUCUCAUCCAGAAGAUGAUAAUCCCCAUUUUCGAAUAACCGAGCAGAAGAUAUUCCUUGAUAUUUUUCAUUAUAUUGAAGUUUUAUUUCGUAUGAUUCGUCCCAAGAAGACAUUCUUUUUAGCCAUUGAUGGUGUUGCUCCGCGUGCUAAAAUGAACCAACAACGAGGUCGGAGAUUCCGAUCAGCUCAGGAAGCUCAAAAAGUUAUUGACACUGCUAUUUCUAAGGGAGAAGUUCUCCCAAAAGAGGACCGUUUUGAUUCAAACUGUAUUACACCAGGAACAGAAUUUAUGGUGAAAUUACAAGAUCAGCUUAAAUAUUUUAUAGUGAAGAAAAUAUCUUCUGAUUCAAUGUGGAAAGAUUGUAAAGUUGUUUUAUCUGGUCAUGAAACCCCAGGUGAAGGAGAACAUAAAAUUAUGGACUAUAUUCGUUACGAAAAGUCGAUGGAAGGAUAUGAUGCUAAUACAAGGCAUUGUCUGUAUGGUUUGGACGCAGAUCUUAUAAUGCUAGGUUUAACUACUCAUGAAACACACUUUUCAUUAUUGAGAGAAGAAGUGAAGUUUGGCAAACAGAACAGGAAAAAGCCAGUAGCACCUGAAGAAAUUACUUUUCAUUUACUUCAUUUGUCUCUCAUGCGAGAAUAUCUGGAUUACGAAUUCUCCACAUUGAAGAAUACACUAAAAACCUUUCCAUAUAACCUAGAAAAUAUUAUUGAUGAUUGGGUUUUUAUGGGCUUUCUGGUUGGAAAUGAUUUUAUCCCACAUUUACCAAAUUUACAUAUUCAUCAAGAUGCUCUUCCUCUUUUAUGGAAAACAUAUAUAACAGUUUUACCAAAUUUAGGAGGUUAUUUACACGAUGGAGGUGUAUUGAAUUUGAAGCGCUUCGAGAUUUACAUGUCUCGUUUAUCACAGUUCGAUUUUGAAAAGUUUGAUGAUCAUUUUGCUGAUUUAAGGUGGUUUCAAGCCAAAAGUGAGGAAAAAAGUAAUGGAAACACCGUUAAUAAGCAAAUACGAAACCAAUUCGGAGAUGAUACUAUUAUUACAGCCAGUGAAUUAGCUAACUUGACAGGAAUGGGUGUUGAUUUUUCGGGUAAAGAUAAACAACUCAAUGACACAGAGGAAGAAAGUGCAAGUAGCGACGAGAGCGAAGAAGCAUUGAUGAAAAGGGAAUUUCGAAUGCAUAAAGACAAUUAUUAUAUGGACAAAUUGGAAUAUCCUCGCGUUGAUGAAGCUGUCCUGAGAGAACAAGCUUCCGAAUACGUGAAAGGUUUACAAUGGAUUUUACACUAUUACUAUAACGGUGUACCAAGUUGGAGUUGGUUUUAUCCAUUUCACUAUGCUCCUUAUAUUUCGGAUAUUAAGAAUUUCAGCGAUAUUGAAGUAGAAUUUGAGCUAAGUCAACCUUUUUUACCUUUUGAGCAGCUUAUGGGAGUCUUACCGGCUGCUAGUAAAAAAUUAUUACCCGAACCUUUUCAAAGAUUGAUGACUGAUCAAGCGUCUCCAAUAAUUGAUUUUUAUCCAUCGCAAUUUUCUCUUGAUCUUAAUGGAAAACAGCAAGACUGGGAGGCUGUUGUUAAAAUUCCAUUUAUAGACGAGAAACGUCUUUUAGAUGCAAUGGCACCUCUGUACGUCAAAUUACGUGACUCUGAAAAAAGACGGAAUAAACAUGGUCCACAUCUUCUUUGCGAACGCUCCCAUUCUGAACUUGAACCUUAUUACGCACCAUUACAAGCUAAAAGUUUUCCUAACAUAAUGCAUAACUAUUGUAAAAUUAUUGACCUACACAAAGAUUACUUUCGCCUAAAAAGAGAAUGUAUAGUUAAGGGAGUUAUGAAAGACGCCCUUACAGAUGUCUAUUUUCCUGGUUUUCCAACUUUGAAGCAUCUUUCACAUAGAGCUUAUUUGACAAAAGCUGGAGUUAAAGUAUUCCAGAUGAAUAGUAGAAGUGAAAAUUUUGUUUUGAAGUUACUUGAUAACAAGUUGGAGAAUCCAGAAAAAUUAGCUGAAAAGUGUCUCAAUAGAGAAAUUUAUGUGAGUUGGCCUCAUUUGUCAGAAGUUAAAGCAGUAGAAUUUUUAACCGAAACUGAAAAAUAUGUUUACGAUCAUGAAAAAGAUUGCGUGGUGAAAGUAGCUACUUCUAAAGAAGAUUCAGACAAUUUCAAGUCUUAUUCGUUAGAAAUAUCUAGACAAUAUAAGUCAAGGUGGGGAGUGGAGAUUGGAGAGGUUAGGGCAUUGAUCAGAGGCAAGCCUUUAUCUGGAAAGAGAUAUGUCGUCAAUCAUGAUGGAUCUGUAACAUUAGUCAAACUAUAUCAUGAGAUGAAAGAAUAUUACGCUUAUCAAAGCACGGUGUUGGACUUGAAAGUUGCCGAGUCGAAGACUCCUCAAAUAAGCGACAUUAAUAAGUUAUUUAUGAAAGAUUUACCAGUGUUCAUUAUGAGUUCUGAAAAUUAUGGGAAAAUGGCACAUGUGAAAUCUGUAUCGGGAUCUAAUAUUAAUUUAAUUGUACAAAAUAUUACUCAUCCUUCGUUAUCAGCCCUCUGUGACAAACACGAAAAAAGAUUGAAACAGUAUUUAACUAAUAGACAUGGAGCUAGUUCUUCUGAAGUAUCUUCAUUACUGUUUUCGAGAAUCACUGGUAUUUUGUCGGUAGCCAAAAAUCACGGACCAAAUGCCCUGAAAACAAAUAUUGGUCUAAAUUUAAAGUCAAAUAAAAAAGACUUAGAAGUACCCGGAUUUAGUUGGAGAAAUCCCGUUACUAAAGAAUGGUUCUUUUCCACAAGAGCAGCAAGGGACGUAACGGAAUUUAAAAAGAAAUUUCCUAGACUGUUUGAAAAUUUGGAGCAUAUUUUGCCAGACUCAGGACAUACGGUAUCAGAGUCAUCACUAUUAGAAGGUUGCAGUUAUAAUCUUCAAGAUAUUAAGAAAUUCAUUUCUGGGCUACCAUCAUCCAGCGCUGAUAGAUUGCCAUGUGGCAGCGAGGUAUUAAACGACGAAGAUAUCUCAGCUUUGGAAACGACCAUCGCAGAAACGAAUUUUCAAGUUAUGAAAGAAGAGUUAACUUUACAAUCCAGUCAAAUAUUUCGACCAUCCCACUUAAGAGGUUCAGAGCCUCCAGAUCCAAGAGCUGAAUAUUUUAUUUUUGAUAGAGUAAUAAAUGUUCGAGAAGGCUAUACUGUACCCUUAGGUCUGACUGGGACAAUUGUAGGAAUUUACGUGUCAUCUAAAGUGCAAGAUACAAUCUACGAAGUUUUAUUUGACGAACAAUUUGUUGGUUCAUUCAAUAUUCGGGGAAGUAACGGUAAAGGUUAUAGAAUGCCGGGAUCAGCUCUAAUUAACAUUUCAUAUGGAAAAAGAAAGACUCAAAUAAGCGCUCCAAAAGUAAGAGAAUUCCCAUUUAGUCAAUCUUCAGCUCAUCGCGCCAGAUAUGAUAAUCAGAAAAACCAUCAAGGUCAUCCAGUAAAUUCAAAGCCUCAAAACAAACCAAAGAGUAGACCAUCUGACGAUACUGAAUACCAAAAGUUUUGGUCAGAUUUAGCCGAGAAAUCAAAGUAUAGUCCAAAAAUUUUGCAAAGAGACUCUCAAACUCAAAAAGGAAGAGAACAGAAAGGCGAUGGUCCCUCUCUAGCUGAUGCUGCUAAAAAGCUGCCUAUACCUGAAACACCGGAAGAAAAAAAAGAAAAGGAGCUAAAUGUACCAAAGAGCAGCAGUGCAGCUGCUACUCCACAGAUUCCGAUGCCUUUCACGAGCCAUAUGCCUCGUGUUCCUAUGCCAGGUUGAAAAGAAAGCCUACUUUUAGUUGGAUUUUUAUAUGCUUAUAUUUGUUUUUUUUGUUUAGAUUCUGCUUUAGAAUUAAGAGAACUGGCUAUGCGAUUUAGGUUUAGCAUAAAUACAUGUAAAGUCGAUAUGGGUUACAUGCGAUCUGCCUAUCAAAUAAAGAUACCUGAAAUGUCAAUAUCUGUAACUGGACCUGCAUCUGAAAAUGACAACAUAGCAACGCAGCUAGCCUACUCUGUAGCUCUUCAACAAGUGAAAAUGGCUCUUGAGAAAUCAAAUCCAGGUGUUCGACCAAUGUUCCAUCAAAGACCUAACGGUCCGCCUUUACAACCUAAUCCGCAACAUUCUCUACAAGGGCAACCAGUUAGGAGUUGCUUUCCAGUAGCUCCUUACUUAGAUUAUAGAACACUAAUGGGGCCAAGAUUUGUUCAAGGAGAAAAAGCACCAUAUUUUUAUAAUCCCAAAGGUGAUGUUGUUGGUUUGACUGGCCAAGUUUUACAGGUAACUAGCUUAUAAAUAAUCAAAAACAUAGUUCAACGUUGUAUCCAAUAUAUAGCAGGUUAAAGCUCAACCACCCAAGAAAGAAACUCCAGAGAAGUCUAAACCUUCUGUUGCAAACGCCUUUCUACCAUUACAGGUUCAACGGCGGAUAGGCUCUCAAAAAGACAAUGGAGAGAAAGAAAUAGGCGAUAACAGAGGCUCAAGUUCUAAAGACGAUGUUAUGAAAGCAAUUUCUGACAACGUAUUAAGGUAUUUAACAAAAGACUCACAGAAGGAUCAGCAAACGCGCUUGCAAGUUUUAAAAUAUUUAGCUGGUCAGACGAGAAUCAUUCUUCAAAAGAAAGAUAUGGAUAAAUUGCUCGAAAACUCUAAGCUCUCAAUUGGAGAUAUCAGGGAGGCAGUACAGGAAGAUGAAGUAAAAGAACAGUUUAAGACUAUUAUCCGCUUGAAAUUAGUCAAUGUUAAUGAAUUGGAAGUGAUGUUUAAAAAAGUAGAGGAAAAAAAUGGCGAAGAUGAAAAUAAAAAGAGAGAAUUGAUACACUAUUUAACGAAUAGAACCCUAGAAACCAUUUUGGGUACUGAGGAAGAAACUUUUGAAAAGCAACCGAAACAGCAUGUAAAACCGAAACAAGAAGUAAAAAAGCAAGAUAUAAGGAGAGAUGAAAAAGUAACUAGGAAAUCUAGAAAAGAUAGCGAGAAAGAAGAGAAAUCCAGAACGGAAGAAAUAACUCCUGCUGCUAACGAAAUGUUACGAAUUUUAGAAAAUCUAUCACUAAAAGAAGCACCAAAAGAAAAAGAAAGUACAGUUGUUGAUACAACCCAAACAGAGCCGAAAUCCUCUGAAGCAAAACCCAGGAGAAAUAGAUUAGCAGCAAACUUUUCAUUAAACUAGUUAUAUGCUAUAAAUAUUUUGUUUUUUUUUUUUUGUUUUUCUUUU
Messenger RNA from Dimorphilus gyrociliatus, 5433 nucleotides. NCBI's taxonomy places the organism in Eukaryota, Metazoa, Annelida, Polychaeta, Dinophilidae. The record is from the annotation of a GenBank genome assembly.